Messenger RNA from Vairimorpha ceranae, 1479 nucleotides. RefSeq names its product subtilisin-like endopeptidase. The record is from RefSeq and is a predicted model, not a curated record. The transcript has a single exon. Gene Ontology annotation, molecular function: serine-type endopeptidase activity. Gene Ontology annotation, biological process: proteolysis. NCBI's taxonomy places the organism in Eukaryota, Fungi, Microsporidia, Nosematidae. Bases 1 to 1479 code for a protein of 492 amino acids.
AUGAUCUAUUUAGUAUACUUUUAUAUUUUUCUAAAAUUUAAUUCGAAAUUGCCACAUGUUUUAGCAGAUACAAAUUUAGUUAAUGAUAAUUUAAUAUUUGAAGUUACAACAACUACUACUGUAAUAACAACAAAAAUAGAAGAGAUUCCUUUUAAACCACAGAACAAAAUACCGUUAAACACUUCUAGCCGCGAUACAGCAGAUUUUGAAUGUAAUCUAAACAGUACUGUAAUGACUAACUUACUUAAAGACGUGCAAAAGAAGCCUCAAUGUUAUAUUUUUAAAGAUGAUAUUAAUUCACAAAAUUUUGUAAACGAUCUUCGUGAAGCUGGUGUCGAUAUAUCACAAGCGUAUAAUUCAAAUUUUUUAGGCGGUAAAUUUUGCACAGAAAACCAAGAACUAGUAGAUAAACUUAGACAAACUUAUAAACUUGAAGAAGAUAUAAUGUUUAAAAUCGCAUCUACGCAAUAUCCUAUAUCUAAACAUUUAUUUUUGAUGAAAAAUUAUACGAAUCGUAUUUUUAACAGCUAUUUUUAUAACAAUUUAAUUUUUAGUAUUUUACAGAUUGACAAACUUUUUAAAUGUUUUUUGGGCUACUAUAAAUAUUAUUAUACAGGACGUAAUACAAAAAUUUAUGUUUUAGAUACAUCUGUGAACAUAAAAACACCAAAUAUUUCUAAUAUAACUGGAACUAAAAGAUCUUGCAAUUCACAUGGGGAUAUAAAUGUAGAUUUAAUAGUAAGUAGAACGCGAGGAUAUGCAAGAGAUGCACAAAUUAUAGUACUUGACGGUGUUGAUUGUGAAGGAAAUAUUCAUUUAUCAGAAAUUCUUGAGCUACUAGAAAAUGUUAAAAAAGAUAUACAUCCUACAGUUUUACUUUUUGGAGUUACAGGUCCUUAUUCAGAAAUAUUAAAUGGAGUGGUAGAGAAUUUGGCUAGUUCUGGAAUAAUUGUUAUUUCGCCUGCAGGUAAUCAACAUGAUAAUGCAUGUUACUAUUCACCAAGUUCUUCUAGAAAAAUUUUAACAGUUGGAUCUGUUGAUCGUCACACUAAGAUUUCUAAAUUUUCAAAUUAUGGAUCAUGUGUAAGACUAUAUUCCUUGGGACAAGAAAUAUACGAAAGUAAUAACACAAAAGGAACAAGUCAUGCGGCUGCAACCAUAGCAGGCGCAGUAGCUAUGUAUCUUGAAAAAUAUUCAAAUGCGAACCUUCAAGAAAUUUGGAGCUUUUUAGAUAAGAAUUCUUAUUGGAAUGGUACAUAUUCUACCUUUAAAGUUCCUUAUUUGUCAUUAGAAUAUAAUCAUAAAGAUUUUGAUUUUGUGGAAGAUGAUACAAAUGGGUUUUAUAUUUGUAUAAUCUUAUUAAUCAUUAUUUUUUUACUGUUUAUAGUUCUAUGUUAUUAUAUACAUAAAUACAGAAAAAGAAAAAAGAGAAGGGAUUAUGUGAUUGAUACUAAUUUAAGAAAUUUUUCCGAAAAUUAA